This is a messenger RNA of Olea europaea var. sylvestris, 1851 nucleotides long. Its product is annotated as glutathione reductase, chloroplastic-like. Gene Ontology annotation, biological process: cellular response to oxidative stress; cell redox homeostasis; glutathione metabolic process. Gene Ontology annotation, molecular function: glutathione-disulfide reductase (NADPH) activity; flavin adenine dinucleotide binding; NADP binding. The transcript is spliced from 17 exons. Gene Ontology annotation, cellular component: mitochondrion; cytosol. Lineage: Eukaryota; Viridiplantae; Streptophyta; Magnoliopsida; Lamiales; Oleaceae. Bases 102 to 1589 code for a protein of 495 amino acids. The record is from RefSeq and is a predicted model, not a curated record.
CUUUCAUCCAUUCAUAGCUCUGCUCCGACAACACUCAAAAGGAAGCGAUCAAAGGCCAAAUCAACAAUUAAAACAAGCUUCUUUUUUACAGUAUUGUUGUUAUGGCAAGAAAGAUGUUGAUUGAUGGGGAGCUGGAAAAGCCCAAUGAAGAGAAGACUCAAUAUGACUUUGAUUUGUUUGUGAUUGGUGCUGGCAGUGGUGGAGUUCGUGCUUCUCGGUUUUCAGCGCAAUAUGGAGCCAAGGUCGGGAUAUGUGAGCUUCCAUUUCAUCCUAUCAGCACUGAAGUUAUUGGAGGAGUUGGCGGAACGUGUGUUAUUCGUGGUUGUGUUCCUAAAAAGAUUUUGGUCUAUGGUGCAUCCUUUGGAUCUGAAUUGGAGGACGCAAGGGGUUAUGGAUGGGAACUUAAUGAGAGAAUUGAUUUCAAUUGGAAGAAACUUUUACUCAAGAAGACAGAGGAAAUAGUUAGAUUAAAUGGAAUCUAUAAGCGGAUGCUUGCAAAUGCUGGAGUUAAACUAUUUGAAGGAGAGGGAAAAGUUGUUGGUCCUAAUGAAGUUGAAGUGAACCAACUGGAUGGCACCAAAAUAAGCUAUUCAGCAAAACACAUUCUGAUUGCAACUGGAAGUAGGGCUCAACGUCCAGCUAUUCCUGGACAGGAACUGGCUAUAACAUCUGAUGAGGCAUUGAGCUUGGAAGAGUUGCCUAAGCGAGCUGUUAUACUUGGGGGAGGGUACAUAGCUGUUGAGUUUGCUUCAAUAUGGCGCGGGAUGGGUGCAUCAGUGGAUUUGUGCUUCAGAAAGGAGCUUCCUUUAAGAGGUUUUGAUGACGAAAUGCGAGCAGUGGUUGCAAGAAAUCUAGAAGGCAGGGGAGUUAAUAUGCAUCCUAGGACAACCUUAACUGAGCUAGUUAAAACAGAAGAUGGUAUAAAAGUACGCACUGAUCAUGGUGAAGAAUUGCUGGCAGAUGUUGUACUCUUUGCCACUGGUAGGACACCUAACACAAAGAGAUUGAAUCUGGAAGCUGUAGGCAUCGAACUUGAUAAGAAUGGAGCCGUGAAGGUUGAUGAAUACUCUCGUACCAACAUACCUAGCAUAUGGGCCAUUGGCGACGUUACAGACCGAAUGAAUCUUACUCCUGUUGCAUUAAUGGAAGGAACCUGUUUUGCUAAAACUGUUUUUGGCGAACAACCCUCAAAACCUGAUUACAGCCAUGUUCCUUGUGCUGUGUUCUGCAUACCGCCACUGUCUGUAGUUGGUCUCAGUGAGGAACAGGCCAUAGAUCAAGCAAAUGGUGAUGUUUUAGUCUUCACAUCAACAUUUAAUCCAAUGAAGAACACAAUUUCUGGACGUCAAGAGAAAACGGUUAUGAAGCUUGUUGUUGAUGGUGAGACUGAUAAAGUUCUUGGAGCAUCCAUGUGUGGGCCAGAUGCAGCUGAGAUCAUACAGGGCAUUGCUGUUGCACUUAAAUGUGGAGCAACCAAGGCACAAUUUGAUAGCACGGUUGGUAUACAUCCUUCUGCUGCAGAAGAGUUCGUGACCAUGAGAUCUGUGAGUAGGCGGAUCGCGGCUGGUAAACCGAAGACCAACCUAUAGGCAUGAACGCGAAAACGUUGUACUUUAUUAUGAUCGUGGGAAAUUAGAUUCACUUUGAGAAAGCCUAUUGUAGAAGACACUGAUUAUCCUUUCUGGGAUUUCAUUGAGAGACUUUUCCUCCACUCAGAUGUUGCUUCGGCUUCAGCAGUAAUUUCAAAACAUUGCAUAUCAAAUAAUCAAGGAACGUGAAUUGUUAAGUGCAAAUUGGUUAUCUGGAGACAAACAUAUUUUCAAUAAAUUUUAUGAUUUUUUCGGCUUAAAA